This is a messenger RNA of Pollicipes pollicipes, 3867 nucleotides long. RefSeq names its product TBC1 domain family member 9-like. The record is from RefSeq and is a predicted model, not a curated record. NCBI's taxonomy places the organism in Eukaryota, Metazoa, Arthropoda, Thecostraca, Pollicipedomorpha, Pollicipedidae. Gene Ontology annotation, molecular function: calcium ion binding.
GCUCGCUUUGUCCCUGAAUCCUCUGCCGUUGCCUUGAAUUUGAUGCAUUAGUGCAACAGCAACAUGUGGGUUAAACCUCAAGAGGUGCUGAUUGCCAAUGCCCUGUGGGUGGUUGAGCGAUCCAACCAAUACUUUGUCCUUCAGAAGAGGAAAGGCCAUGGAACCAGGGGGCUCUCAUCACUUUUGGUGGGAACAAUGGACUCAGUGUUUGACACAAGGCCUCCACCAUAUAGGAUCCUACACCAGACACCAUCAUCAGAAGUCAGCUAUUUGGUGUCCGUGUCGGUGACGUCAUCCGAGAUAUUCGCCGACUGGGCGUGGCUGGAGUCGACCCUGCUGCCGAUCGUGCCCGCCUUCGACUCGGACGAUGACGUUAUGGAGUUCGUCAAGUGCAAGAUCGAGAGUCUGGUGGCCCAGCGCUCUGUGCCGGUCGAAGUGCAAAGGAGGGCGCUGAAGACGGUGUUCCGCUGCGUUCCGCUGCGUUCCACUGCGUUCCGCUGCGUUCCGCUGCGUUCCGUUGCGUUCUGCUGCCUUUUGCUACGUUCCGCUGCGUGCCGCUUCGUGCCGUUGCGUUCCACUGCGUUCCGCCGCAUUUCGCUGCGUUCCGCUGCGUUCCGUUGCGUUCUGCUGUGCCACGCUCGGUGCCCGGGUCCGGUCCCAAGCAUGUGUUGCCGCCUGUUGGAGCGCACCUUCGCGUGUCUGAAGCGGCGCCUGCUCUCAGACUCGGAGUCGGACUCGUUCAAGUCGACGACCGAGAAGUUCCGGCGCCUGUUCAACGCGCCGGCCGAGGAGAAGCUGGUCAACCAUUACUCGUGCAGCUACUGGAAGGGCGUGCCGCGCCAGGGCUGGAUGUACCUGAGCAUCUCGCACCUCUCCUUCUACUCGUUCAUCCUGGGCCGCGAGGUUAAGGUGCGGCUCCGCUGGACGGACAUUGUCAGCCUGGACAAGUCCAACUCGCUCAUCUUCCCCGACAGCAUCAAGAUCUCGACGCGACAGAAGAGCUACUUCUUCUCCAUGUUCCUGCGUAAGCGGGAGACGUACGACCUAAUCGAGCAGCUGGCCAACAUCGCCAUGCGCCAGCUGAUGCGCGAGGAGGGCUUCAGCGAGGACCCCGAGCUGCUCAACAAGAUCAGCCGCAACGUGUCGCGGAAGACGCCCGGACUGAAGCGCGACCUGGACGCACGCGCGCACAGCGAGGCGUAUCGCAGCAACUUCCGGCUGCCCUGCGCCGAGAAGCUGGACGGUCGCGCCGACUGCACGCUCUGGACGCCGUACAACAAGCAGCACGUCUGGGGCACGCUCUACAUCAGCAUGAACUUCGUCUGCUUCGAGAGCCGGGUGAAGGGCCUGGUGUCGCUGAUCGUGCCCCUGCGCGACGUCUCGCUGGUGGAGCGGGCCGACUCGCCGGGCUGCACGCAGGACCUGUCGUCGGCCAUCUGCGUCUCGAUGAAGCACCGCCAGAGCUUCCUGUUCGCCCAGGUGGCCGACCGCGACUUCGUGCUCGAGCGGAUCGCCGAGUUCCUGGCCCGGCUCACCACCUGCGCGGCGGCACCGAGCGCUGACCGAGUCAGCAUCCAGAGCGUGUCGUCCAACAGUUCGGGUUACAUUGUUGUCGACUCGGAUCAGCAGGGCAAGUCACAAGGGGGCGCCCAGGAGCCGUGGGAGCUGCAGCCGCCGCUGAUGUACCAGUUCCCCAGCCCCGCCUCGCCGGAGACCACCGGCCGGCAGCUGAAGAAGGAGGAGCAGUGGGAGCACCUCUUCGACGAGUACGGCCGCGGCAUGACCAUGUACCGCACCUCGGCCACCAGUCAGCUGGUGCUCAAGGGCAUCCCCUCGACGCUGCGGGCCGAGCUCUGGAUGCUCUUCUCAGGCGCCUGCCACGAGAUGGCGACACACCCGGGCUACUACGUGCAGCUGGCGCAGCGGGCGCGCUCGGUGCGGUGCCCGGCGGCGGACGAGAUCGAGCGCGACCUGCACCGCUCCCUACCCGAGCACCAGGCCUUCCAGUCGCCCACCGGCAUCAACGCCCUGCGUCGCGUGCUCACCGCCUACGCUCUGCGCAACCCCAACAUCGGCUACUGCCAGGCCAUGAACAUCGUGGCGUCGGUGCUGCUGCUGUACUGCUCCGAGGAGCAGGCCUUCUGGCUGAUGGUGGCUAUCUGUGAGCGGCUGCUGCCAGACUACUACAACACAAAGGUGGUGGGAGCGCUGGUGGACCAGGGGGUACUGGAGGACCUGAUCUCGGUGGAGUUGCCCGACCUCUACACCAAGCUGGAGCAGCUGGGCGUGGUGGGCAUGAUCUCCCUCUCCUGGUUCCUCACCAUCUUCCUCAGCGUGAUGCCGUUCGAGUCGGCGGUGAACGUGAUGGACUGCUUCCUGUUCGACGGUGCUCGCACCAACUUCAUGGUGGCGCUGGCCGUGCUGGACGCCAACCGGGCCGCCCUGGAGGACUGUCGCGACGACGGCGAGGCGAUGACGUGCCUGUGCCGGUACCUGGAGGCCGUCACCAACUCGGACAUUCCGGUGCGCGUCGGCCAGUCGGUGUUCUACACCUACUACAAGCCCGACACCAAACACCUGGACGCAGAGCUGGGCACCGACUGUUUAACGCUGCUUGAUGGCCAGAACACCAGCAUCGACGUCUCGCUGCUGAUAUACGAGGCGUACACCAACUUCGGGAAGCUGACCAACUCGGCCAUCGAGCGCCUGCGGCUCAAGCACCGGCUCAAGGUGAUCCAGACGAUCGAGGACUCGACGAUGAACAGCAUGAUCCGCUGUGUGGAGGCUGAGCAGUUCUUCACGGCGGCAGAGCUGAAGGACCUGUUCCUCUACAUCAAGGAGGAGUACCUGACGCUGCAGUCGUACGGACGCGGCGCGCUGCCCGACCCGGCCGAGAAGCAGGACCCGUCCGUGCACAACUACCAGCUGUACAAGGUGGACUACCCCCUCUUCCACACCCUCUUCCACAAGUUGUGUAACUGGAGCGCCGGCUCCAUGGCGGACAGCAUCGCCUCUCGCGCCUUCAAGCUGAUGGACACCAGUGGGGACGGUCUGUUGGACCUGCGCCAGCUGGCCUGGCUCCUCGGCCUGAUGACCCGCAGUGACCUGCCGCGGCGCCUCCGGCUCUUCUACUGCCUCCACCUGCCGCCGCUACUCGACCAGCACGAGAUGGACUCGCCCAUCUCGGACAACACCGAGGUGGCGUCGGAGGCGUGCGAGUACUUCGAGGCGUUGUCUGACGCCGAGCCGCCGCCCAUCAGUCUGGCCGAGAUGCGCGAGCUGGUGCUGGGCGAUGGGCACCGUUCGCGCACCGUCAGCGGCACCAGCUUCACCUCAGGUGCCAGCGGCACCGGCGAGGAGUCGUCGCAGGUGCCGAUGAUGAACCAGAAGCAGUUCAUCUACAUGUGGCGCGCGCUGUACGACAUGUUCAGCGAGGAGCAGACGCGGCCGGAGAUUUUCCACUCGAUCGCGCACGUCGGGACGCUGCUGCUGCAAAUCGGGGAGGUGGGCAAGCGGUUUCAGAAGGAGCGCACGGCCUCAGCGUCAGCCGUGCUGCAGGGCCCGGAGGCGCGGCCGGUGGACGGCCUGACGGACAUGUCGCUGCUAUCGGAGGCGCUGUCCGAGGUGACGCCGGAGCCGGCGGCCGACGAGGCGCCGUCCGCCGCCGGCCGCCUUCCGGAUGCCGACUGGGCCGUCUCGUUCGAGCAGUUCGUCGCGUCCGUGCUGACCGAGCCGCCGCUGGUGGCGUUCUUCGAGGCGCGCGCCGACGUGGUGGCGGCGGUGAGCCAGCUGCGCAACGUGCGCCUGACACGCCAGACCUCGCUGAGCUUCAGCACGUCGCCGGCCGAGGUGAACGCGCUCGCGUGA